Molecule: messenger RNA, 774 nt
Organism: Coccinella septempunctata (seven-spotted ladybird)
Lineage: Eukaryota; Metazoa; Arthropoda; Insecta; Coleoptera; Coccinellidae
Exons: 1
Coding region: 1-774 (257 amino acids)
Source: RefSeq, a predicted model, not a curated record
AUGGACAAAAUUAUACAGAGAGUUAAAAAAGCAGGAAAGGGAUACAGGCUCUCAACGGACAUGAUAAAAAUUGUGUGUUUUGCAGAUGACGUAAUAUCCGACAACGAAGACGACCUACAGCGCAUGGCAUAUGAAUUCAAACUAGCAGCAGAAGAGUACAACAUGAUCAUAUCAAUAUCAGAAACGAAAUCCUUGGUUAUCGCAAGGGAACCCAAAAGGUGUAAAAUUGUAAUAAACAAUGAAAUAAUUGAGCAAGUGUCUAAGUUCGAAUACCUGGGGGUGGAGAUUUCUGAUUGCGGAGGCCUUAAAGCAGCCGUACGCAAGCAAGCCAACAAAGCGGCGUAUGUUUCCGGUUGUCUGCGUGAUGUCAUUUGGAGGAAUAAGGAUUUGAGAUUGGACGGAAAAGUACGCAUAUAUAAAGCAUGUGUUAGGCCUAUCAUGACGUAUUCUAUCGAGACAAGAGCCGAUACAGCGGAAGCCAAGAGGAUUUUGAGGACAACAGAGAAGAAAGCGUUAAGAUCAAUUGCAGGAAAAACACUACUUGACAGAAUACCCAAUAGUCAGAUAAGAGAACUCUGUAAAGUCCAGGAUGUUGUGCGAUGGGGAAGACAGAGAAGAAGGGAUUGGAACCAGCAUGUGAGCAGAAUGGACCCUCAAAGAUUAGCCCGAAUAGCGAGGGAUUUGAAGCCACUAGGCAAGAGACCACCAGGACGUCCCUUCAAUAGAUGGCGAGACAGCUGGCAGUCUACAUCGCAGUUACUUCUGCAGAACUGA